Stegodyphus dumicola is the source of this 644-nucleotide messenger RNA. Its product is annotated as TATA box-binding protein-like 1. The record is from RefSeq and is a predicted model, not a curated record. Gene Ontology annotation, biological process: DNA-templated transcription initiation. NCBI's taxonomy places the organism in Eukaryota, Metazoa, Arthropoda, Arachnida, Araneae, Eresidae. Gene Ontology annotation, molecular function: DNA binding.
GACUGUAGAUGUUCUUCUAGUUUUGAUAGCUGUGAAGGAAGCAAAUGUGCGCUGUUACCGAUCUACCUCUUUAUAAAGUAUAAUUUUCGUCUUAUGGGUUAUUUUAAAAUGACCAUCCGAUUCUGUUUAAUUUAAUUCCGUUAGUUUUGAACUUUAUAUUCUCAGAAGGGCUUGGGUGAAAUGCUGAUGUGAUCUAUUGUUACUUACGCAACUCUCACUUAAUAGUACUUUCAAUUAAACUCUUGAUUCCUCUUUGAGUUCUCAAAUCACAGAAUGACCACCUACGAAGGGGGUAAAAACAUUGCUUAUAGCAAUCAUUACCUAGAUAUGUGUACUGAUCCACAAACUCUUAAUGUCGUCAAUGUAACCAAUUCGACUGUUUUAAAAUGCGAUGAAGACAAUGCUAUUGAACAAAUUGAUGUACAAGACGAUUCUAAUGAGGAUACGCCAGUUGUGAACAUAUCAAUUAGUAAUGUGGUGUGUAGCUUUAAUGUGCGAUGUCAUUUGAAUCUCCGUCAGAUAGCAUUAACUGGAGCUAAUGUAGAAUAUAGAAGAGAAAGUGGAAUGGUUACUAUGAGAUAGAAACCUUACACUACAGCAAGCAUUUGGUCUUCUGGAAAGAUUACUUGCACUGGAGCAACUAG